Molecule: messenger RNA, 585 nt
Organism: Macroventuria anomochaeta
Lineage: Eukaryota; Fungi; Ascomycota; Dothideomycetes; Pleosporales; Didymellaceae
Exons: 1
Coding region: 108-482 (124 amino acids)
Source: RefSeq, a predicted model, not a curated record
AAGUAUAGGAUAUUCGGUACAAUCAACACUAUACUGCAGUAGCCGAUGUCGCAAGCUUGGUGACGGUCAGUUCGAGCUCUCAUGUAGACUCCGUGAUCCUUUAUCCCAUGAACACUAUUACUUCUGCUACAGCACGACCAAUAUAUCUCUGUGAUCAGCUCAUCUCCUGCCACAAGCUUGUGAGUAUGUCUAAUCCAACGCCGAAGGCGCGAUGGAGCCCACCGAUAUGCUCUUGCAUUGUACGACUUGAACAGCACGAUCGAAAGGUAACAACGGCUAUCACUGUCUUCACUUUUGCACAACUUACUUCUGUAGUUUCGUUACUCUGCUUCCACAGCUGCGGCAGUAUUGGCGAGUUGUUGCGUUUCUCGACGUGUCUGAAACGCAAGAACCACUUCCAUGUCUCUUCACAAUUUCGAUUCCGACUACUCACUGCCACAUCUUCGUUUGCAGAUAGCGCAUUUAGAGCUUUCACAAGCUAGCUUGGAGCCAACAGCCCAGAUUUAGGGGGGUGCGUUUGGCUCUCACCUGCCAGGCUGGCGAAUACAGAGCUCUCUCACCUGCUCCUUCUGCGUUUGUAGACUU